AUGUAUCGUACAGGGUCGAAUUGGAUACUUACAUUAUCAUCCCUUCUGGUACCUCCUUUUGGUAUAUAUUUGAUACUUCGAUCAACAAAUCGAAAAAAUCAAUAUGAUAGAUGUUAUGGAGCGGUGGAAAGAAGUUGGUUUCGAGUUGAAAUUGCAAUUUGUUUCACCAUGACUGUCGUCUUCUUGGGUUUCGGCAUUUUAUUACUUUAUGGUUUUCUCAAGUUGAUGGACAAUACUUAUUUCCUCUUGGCUGGGCUUAGCUCAGUUCUUGCUGCAUUAUUGUACAUGACCAAUGGCCUGGUCACUGUAGGCCUGUUACGACAAGAUAAUACGGAUAUUGCGGUGAACGAAGAAGCAUUAAAACAGAAGACUUGCAUCGCAUAUGAUGAUCCAAAUGCAUCACCCUGUGCUGGUCAACGAUCUGAAAUCGAUCAACAUAUAAUCGAUUAUAUUCGAGCGGAGCUAGAUCGAAACUUGAAUAGUAAAACUAAUAAGCACAACAAUAGUAGUACGAAUUACAAUAUUGAUGAUUGCAAAAACAGUAAAAACAAUGAUACUAUCAAUGAUGUUGUAACGAUAAGCUCUCGGGAACGAUACCGGUAUGCACCAGCAAGAAACAGUAAUAUUUCAAAAUCUGGUGCUCAAUGUAAUCAGAAACUUCAGAAGCGAUUUGCUACAAUUUCCAGUCGAAUUUCAAAAUGUAAAGUGACACCGAUCUCAUUGUUUGCUCCUGUUAAAACAGAAGAUCUGGAUGACAAUCAUCGUACUGAGCAUUUCAAUGCUUAUUUUUUAGCUACUCAAAAAAAUGAUCCAUUAUUGGUGAACAGAAUAGCGAAUAAUGUGAAGUCAGAUACUGUUAGCCGUUCAGUUGAGUUACCUGCUCAUCGACAAGAUCAACAAAGGAAUGCUGGGGAAGGUGGAAUUAUUACUCGAGAGCAUUACUCGAAAAGAAAAAAUGAUAGCUGGAAAUAUAGUGGUUAUGAAAGAUUCUCAGAUGAUGAUAAUACAUCUGGCUUAUUUACUGGAUCGAUUUAUUACAACAAUAAUUCAGUGCCAGUGGAGUUGAAAAAUGUUGAUUUAGCCGUUCAGCCGGAGCUAUUUGUCGUGGAGAUGCCGGAUCAAAACAUUCGAGAUUGCAAUCGUAAUGGUUCCGAUGACUUAAGCUUACAGCAAAUGUCUGUUAUAGCGUCACGUACUUACUGUUAUGGUCGCCGAGGAAGUGGUAGAGGAAGUCAGCGAAGAUGCUAUUCGAAAUAUGACAAUCGUCGUGGAUCGGCGGAUAUUCACCAUCCAUCCUAUACGACACACACUGAAUCAGAUGAUGAAAGUUCAUCAUCACCUACUAAUUACGGGAGUGUUAUUAGCAAUAAGCAACAGGUAUUGAAUUUAUCACGAGAGCAAGAAUCGAUAAAUUCUUCUUGCAUGCCAUCAAUUGUAACAGCUAUUGAUUCGGGACGUGAAUCGGAUAUAAUUCGAAACAAUUCGCCAAGACGAACAAGUUCACGAGACAAAAAAAUGAGAAAUAGAGGAUUAAUCAAAGUUCAGGAUAAGACUUUUUUUAAAGUCAUUUCCGCGAAUCUGGUGCCAAUAUCGGCAGUAGUGAUUCGUAUGGCUGGCGAAAUUUGUCGUUUUUUUCAAGUGGCAGAUUCCGUUAAGGAUGCGGCCGGUGGAAAUCUCGAACCAGAACAAUAUCGAAAAAUGUUUAUUGGUGGACUUACAAGCUCCACCACCGAUGAAACACUCAAAGAAUUUUAUUCAAAAUGGGGUACUUUGGUGGACUGCGUUGUCAUGCGUGAUCCAGCGACAAAACGAUCACGUGGCUUUGGAUUUGUAAGCUUCUCGAAGCAAUCCGAGGUAGAUGCGGCUAUGGCUAAUCGGCCACACAUUAUUGAUGGUAAAACCGUCGAUCCUAAACGGGCGGUUCCACGCGAGCAAUCGCAACGAAGUGAAGCGAAUAUCUCUUCUAAGAGACUUUAUGUAUCUGGUGUGAGGGAAGAACACACGGAAGAUAUGUUCAAGGAACAUUUUGGAAAAUAUGGAAAUAUUUUGAAGUGUGAAAUAAUUGCGGACAAAAACACUGGCAAACCGAGGGGAUUUGCUUUCAUAACGUUUGAUGACUAUGAUGCCGUCGACAAAUGUGUUUUAAUCAAAAGCCAUAUGAUUAACAACUAUCGUUGUGAUGUAAAAAAGGCACUUAGUAAAGAGGAAAUGGCAAAGGUUCAACAACAGGAACGUGAACGAAUGGAUCGAGGAGCACGCUCUCGAGGACCACCAAUGGGUCGUGGCGGUGGUGGAUGGGGCCCCGCGGGAGAUAGAGGCGGUUAUGGUGGACAGCCGUGGGGUGCAGGUCCCGGUGGACCUGGUGGUUAUGGAGCAGGUGGUGGUGGUCAGUGGGGACCGUCAGGAGGCGGUUACGGAGGAGGUUAUGGCGGUGGCUACGGUGGUGCACCCGGUGGUGGUCGGGGAUGGGGCGGUGAAGGCAGUGGUGGUUGGGGAGGUCCACCAUCGCAGGGUGGAUGGGGCGCACCAUCCGGCGGUGCAGGUGCAGGAUGGGGCCAGGGCGGUGGUCAAGGAGGUUGGGGCACGGGCGGACAAGGUGCUGCACAAUCAUGGGGUGGAUCAGGUGGACAAAGUGGAGGUGGCGGCUGGGGAGGUCGAGUUUUGCUGUGCCUCUCAUUUUCUUCUAAGAAAAUUAUGGAAAUGUUGAGAUGUUGGGAAAAGUAUAGUUUUCUUCCUCUCGAUUUGCUGGCAAUGAAAUGCAUUUUUACAUCAUUUUCUGUAAUAUCUGUAGACUUAGAGCUUUGUAUUUGGAUUGAAGUGGUGUUUCCGCAACACAUUACGCCAAAGAAAACAAGAUCUUUGUCAGGUAAGGAGAGAUUAGGCUUAUCGUCAGUACAUUUUUCUCAUUUUAUUGUAAUUAACGUGAAGCUGAUUUCACGUUUGAAAGAUGAUAUUGCUGUGAGAUCAGUUGUCAGUGACAUACAGUAUUUUGUGAGAGAUCAGCCUAUAUAUACGUCAUUUGGUACAACCAGUAGCGAUGGACUUGAGCCAGAACAGUUUCGAAAGAUGUUUAUUGGUGGUUUAUCGGCAACAACGACUGAUGAAGCACUCAAAGAAUUCUAUUCUCAGUGGGGUGAGCUAGUGGAUUGCAUUGUGAUGAGAGAUCCAGCAACAAAGCGUUCACGAGGCUUUGGAUUUGUUGAUGCUGCAAUGGCGGCGAGACCACAUAUAAUCGAUGGGAAAACAGUAGAUCCGAAGCGAGCUGUACCGCGUGAUCAGUCGGCUCGUAGCGAAGCUAAUGUUUCCUCUAAACGAUUGUAUGUUUCCGGUGUUCGUGAGGAACAUACCGAACAAAUGUUCGAGGAUUAUUUCAAUCAGUUUGGUAAAGUGUUGAAGGUAGAAAUUAUAGCUGACAAGAAUACCGGAAAACCAAGGGGAUUCGCUUUCAUCUCCUUUGAUGAUUAUGACCCGGUAGAUAAAUGUGUGCUGCAGAAAAGUCAUCAGAUUCAUAAUUAUCGUUGUGAUGUGAAGAAAGCUUUAAGCAAAGAAGAAAUGGCGAAGGCUCAGCAGUUGGAUCGAGAACGCACGGAGAGAAUGGGACGAUCACGAGGUACAAUGAGACCUGAUCGAUAUGGCGGCGGACCAGGGGGCUAUGGUGGAGCAUGGGGUGGGCCUGGUGGUCCUCCUAGUGGUCAGUGGGGGCCACCUUCGGGAGGUGGUGGUGGUUAUGGUGGAGGCUACGGAGGAUAUGGUGCUUCAGCUGGAGGAUGGGGUCCAAGCGGUGAUGGUCCAGGUGGCUGGGGUGCUGCUGCUCAUGGUGCUUGGAAUGGUUCUCAGUCAGCAUCCUCAGGUUGGAGUGGUGGCAGCGGAGGUGGGCAGGGUGGCUGGCAGGGAAGUGGCGGUAAUGGACAACAAUGGGGUGGGUCUUCUGGAAAUUCAGGUCACGCCGGUUGGGGUGGCCGCUCAUACUGA
Acanthocheilonema viteae is the source of this 3972-nucleotide messenger RNA. The record is from the annotation of a GenBank genome assembly. NCBI's taxonomy places the organism in Eukaryota, Metazoa, Nematoda, Chromadorea, Rhabditida, Onchocercidae.